GCUCAGAGCAGUUGACAGAGGUGACAUUCAUGCAUCACUCGUGUGGAAUAAGUACAAAAGACCGUUCAAAGUCCGGAUAUUUGUGUAAUUAUCAGCAUGCCCUGUGUGCAAACCCAGAUUGGGAUCCUGCCCAAUGACAGCCUCAGCUCUGAGUUCUUAAACACUGACCUCAAUGCCAAACUGGCAAUGGACAUCAGUGACCAGAAGGAGCAGCUGUCUGCUUCUUCGUUGCCCAGCAUCAACACCUUGGUUGCCGGUGGCUACGUGGGGGAGUUUGAUGCCUACUCCUGCAAGGUCACCUCCACAGCCCCCGGCCCAAGUGUCUCCUUCAGCCCUUCGCCAGUAGCUGGCGGCUCCAGCCCUCACCAAAACCUCAAGCUGGAUGACUUCCAGGUGUACGGCUGCUACCCGGGCUCCUUCGCGUUUGGCUACCUGGACGAGACCCUGUCCUCGUGCGGCUCGGACUACUACAACAGCCCGGUCUACGCCGCCGCCGCCUCGCCGUCGACGCCCAGCUACCAGCCCCCGGCCUCCAACAUAUGGGACGCCUUCAGCCCCUACUCCUCGGCCCCCUCGUCCGCAGCGGUGGAGAAGGCGGUCCUAGCACAUCAGCUCUCCUUUUUCACCUUCAACCACCCGACAGAGGAGCUCUCCCCCUUGGGCCAGGGGCAGGACCAGGUCACAGAAGACCCAUUCUCCCUAGUAGCCUGUCAGCAGUAUGCAUCCCCUCUCUGCUGCCCCCCCAUUUCCCCAGACCAAGGGGGUCUAGGGAGCCCUCGGUCGAUGGAGGGGAACAUGACGUCCCCGCAGACCUGCAGCCCGGCGUCCGGGGACGGUCGCUGUGCGGUGUGCGGGGACAACGCAUCAUGCCAACACUAUGGAGUGCGCACAUGUGAGGGCUGCAAAGGCUUCUUCAAGCGCACUGUGCAGAAAAACGCUAAAUAUGUGUGCCUCGCAAACAAAGACUGUCCCGUGGAUAAGAGGCGAAGAAACCGAUGUCAGUUCUGCCGUUUUCAGAAGUGCCUUAGUGUCGGAAUGGUCAAGGAAGUUGUCCGUACAGACAGCCUGAAAGGACGCCGGGGUCGUCUUCCGUCUAAACCCAAGACGGUUUCAGAAGCUUCUCCCACCAGCCCUCCUGUUAACAUCAUAGCCUCGCUUGUCCGGGCCCAUUUGGACUCAAACCCAACCUCGGGGAAGCUAGACCACUCAAAGUACCAGGAGACAGUGGUAAGCAUGUCGGAGAAGGAGGAUUCAGGGGAUAUCAAGCAGUUCUACGACCUGCUAUCUGGUUCCAUGGACGUGAUCAAAAAGUGGGCCGAGACCAUACCAGGGUUCACAGACUUUUGCAACGAUGACCAGGAGCUGCUCCUGGAAUCGGCCUUUGUUGAACUCUUCAUCCUUCGAUUGGCCUAUAGGUCAAGUCCUGAGAAGAGCAAGCUGAUCUUCUGCAACGGCAUGGUCCUCCAUCGCAUGCAGUGUGUCCGCAGUUUUGGGGACUGGAUAGACUCCAUCAUGGAUUUCUCUCAGAACCUCCAUCGUAUGAAUCUGGACGUGUCCUCCUUUUCCUGUCUCGCAGCACUUGUCAUCAUCACAGAUCGCCAUGGCCUUAAAGAACCGACGCGGGUUGAGGACUUUCAAAACCAUCUGAUCACUUGUUUGAGGGAACACAUGAGCGGAAAUGGAUCGUACAAUAUCCGAACCCAACCCAACUACCUUUCAAAACUACUAGGCAAACUUCCUGAAUUGAGGACACUGUGCACCCAGGGCCUGCAGCGCAUCUUCUACCUGAAACUAGAGGACCUUGUCCCCCCUCCGCCUAUUGUGGAGAAAAUCUUCAUGGAUACCCUACCCUUCUGAAAGACAAAAAACUCAGUAUCAGAAAACUCAAUAUUGUAAAAGGGUGAUCACUUUUUAAGUGUGGAUCCAACCCUGGGGAAAAAAAGUUAUUCUGGGUUCUUCUCUGUUGCCCAUGGUUGGAUGAGUAUCUGCUCCCCCUAGGUCAACCCUUUUCUAUUGCACUGGCUUGGUAUGGCCUGGUGAAAGGGUCUUGAAAAGUAUUGGACUUGGAAUACUACAAAUAUCAAGUACAAGUACAAAGCAAUUGAUAUGUUUAUAUAUCAGCCCCUCACAUUUUUUUUUACGUCUGAAGGCAUUAGACAUGGAAUAGACAUGUUUAUACAAAGAAAAUGGCUGAUUACAAAAAGACAGAAUCAACAUCUGAUUCAGAUUUUCAUCACUUUUGUUUGACAUGCAAAAAACGACUAGCUCUGGAGAUGCAGACAGAGUUCUCAACUCUGUGUAUGUACUUCUUAUUUAGACAAAGUUAUGUAUUUACAAACAAUAUUUGUAUUGAAAAUGAACCUGCUGACGGUCUCGGACCAAAGUUUACAACCAUAUUGUGGUUUUGAUUACAAUCAUAAAUGCCUUAAAUAAUUCAAAAUAUAUACACCGUAUUUGGUCUUCUGCCAUGUUCAAUGUUAAGCAUAGGCAGUUUGGUUUUCCCAUUGCCCAGAGCUAGAACUAUCAUAAACUAGCUCUUUAGAUAUAAUCUAUUUUGUUUGUGAGAAGCAAAGAUGAGUGUUUUUUUUAGCGCAAUUAGUGUCAUGUCUCAAAUUCAAACUAAGUCAUAUAGAAGGUGCAUUGAUGCCACUCUCCAGCUCCAUUCCAAACAGAACCGACCAAGGCCAUCGGUUUAAUAUGGCUAUGAAUCAAUCCCUUACAAGACUUCUCUGGCAUUAUAAACAGGUACAGUCAUAUAGACAAUCCUCUCAUACUUCCCCUUAUACAUGGAUUCAUAUUAUUUUUCAAGAAUAACAACACUUUUAACUUAAUUCAUAACUAUAAAUGACAAUAUUUUUUUAAUUUGAGACGUAUCCAUUGCCCGAUCCACUGACCGUUACACUGAAACAUUCAAUAACAUAAUUGUGUGAGUUUUAUUUUUGUAUAGUAAGCUUUGUCAUAAUGUGUUGUCUUAUACAUUCUCUUCAAUGGUCAUAACUUCAGCUUCUAUAUAUUUGGUUAGCUUUUCAUCUAUAAAAGAAAUACACAUGAAAGUAACUUAUCGCUGACAUUAGUGAUAAAACAUGAGCAGCUAUACAAUUAAAAUAAAAAAGUCUCAAAUCUAUUCGGAACAUAGGCUGUUUAUUAGCUCAAGGCUUUGAAUGGGUAAUAUUUUAUUGUCACCAGGAAGCUAUGUAUAGUAAUUAAACAAAACAAUACAAAAUACAUCAUGGUUGAUAAUAAAAUCUAUUAAAACGUAUCGCUUUGAGGUUACAUCCGAACAUUUUUGUUUCCUUUAGGUAAGAUUAAGUAACCAGCUGUUGAGUCAGUAUUUGUAUUUUUAAAGAUUAAAUGCAGGAUUUCCCCAGAGCACAUGAUUUCAUAACAUAAAAUAAAUGCUCUUAUAUAGAGGCUGACCCCGCUUUUCACCUCAUCUCACUAGAGUCAGCUGAGGUAAAAUGCCGUAAUACCAAAAAUGGUCUAAGUAUAGAAAUACUAUUUCAUGUAGUUUGCGUGCGGUAUGAAGUAUCAAGCUCCCCCAAAAGAUGACCAUCAAAUCCUGGUUCCCUUGGAACACUAUGUCCUACCCCAUGCAUGAAGGCGGCACACCUUCUGACAGUAAACAUAGUUGACUGAAGCCUAGGAUAUCAUCACACCCUGUGUUAUUAUGGGCACCCCAUCCCCGGCGGGGAGGGGGAGAGGGAAGAGGGCUACCCUGAGAGACUUGCAGCCACAGCACACUGUACCAGGCCCACCCAUCGGCCUGUCACCCGAUCCCACUGUACAGAACACCAAGCUCCUCUGGACUAUGGCGUUGGCACACCAAGUGGAAAAAGUGGUUACGGGCGAACGACAGAGAGGGAGGAGGGGUGGUAGGGGAUAAAGGUUAUUCAAUUAAACAUGAUUGUUAUUAAACGAAUAAGCUUUCAAACCCGCACAGCCUUCAUGUUUAGUGAACCCUGGUUGCUCCUCCGUGGAAGGGUGUAUACGACUGGAGAGACCCUUCUGACAACAAAAAUUAAUUAUAUUUCAUUCAAUUAUAUGAAAUUGAAUUAUAUUACAUUCGGUUAGAUUACAUUCAAUUAUAUUAUGUUAAUUUGGGACAUUCAAUAUGGUCAAUCUCAAAUCACAUAUCACCUCAAAGGCCAUUUUCCAUGAAUGUUCUUAACUAUUGGCAGUCACACUUUCACAGGAUGAAAGUCUUAUUUACAGUACUGAGGAUAUGCCGUCUGGAACCAGGGCUGAUCCUAAGUCCCGUAGGAGCA
This is a messenger RNA of Gadus chalcogrammus (walleye pollock), 4265 nucleotides long. Its product is annotated as probable nuclear hormone receptor HR38. Gene Ontology annotation, biological process: regulation of transcription by RNA polymerase II; cellular response to corticotropin-releasing hormone stimulus. The transcript is spliced from 7 exons. Gene Ontology annotation, cellular component: transcription regulator complex; nucleus. The record is from RefSeq and is a predicted model, not a curated record. Gene Ontology annotation, molecular function: nuclear glucocorticoid receptor binding; nuclear receptor activity; zinc ion binding. Lineage: Eukaryota; Metazoa; Chordata; Actinopteri; Gadiformes; Gadidae. Bases 97 to 1857 code for a protein of 586 amino acids.